AACCAUGGAACCAAUGGAAGCACGAGUCGCAAUGCUACAGGACCUCAAGAUCCAAUCGUUUGACACGAUUCGCUUCGCUUCCUAUCGCACAGCAUGCAAGCUACGAUACGUACAGAAAUCGACCAACCUGCAUUUGGUCGACAUCUGGAACGUAAUUGAGGCAUUCCGCGAGAAUGGACUGAACACACUCGAGCCGCAGAAUGAGGUCAGCGUAAGCCGGCUGGAAACGCUUGUCUCCUCGCUCUAUCACAAUCUAAACAAGCGACUGCCACCGACCCAGCAGGUGCACGUCGAUUCCAAGGCAAGCUUGCUGCUAAACUGGCUGCUGGCGGCAUACUCCGGUGACAACUCGGGCAAGAUACGUGUGUUUUCGAUCAAGGUAGCACUCGCGAUCAUGUGCGCCGGCAAGAUGGUGGAUAAGUUACGAUAUAUCUUCUCGCAAAUCUCCGACGGAGCGGGCCAGCUGAUACACUGGAAAUUGGGCGAUUUCCUGCGUGAAGUGCUUGCCCUUCCGGCAGCCGUCUUCGAGUCGCCCACCUUUUUCUACAAAGAAGGUCUCGAGUCGGAAAUCUUCCCGGUGGAGAACAAAAUCACGGUAAACGAUUUUAUGGCCGGCUUUAUGACCGAACCGGGGCCGGCCUGUCUCGUGUGGAUGCCACUGCUGCAUCGGCUCGCUACCGUUGAAUCGGUCGUCCAUCCGACCGUGUGUUCGGUGUGUAUGCGGGAAAAUUUUACCGGCUUCCGGUACCGUUGCCAACGUUGCCAUGGGUAUCAGCUGUGUCAGGACUGUUUCUGGCAGGGGCGCGUAUCGCUGAACCAUCAAAACGAUCACGAGGUGAAGGAGUACUCGAGCUACAAAAGCCCCAGCAAGCAGAUUGGCCAUUCGCUGCGCAAAAGCUUCCGCUGUGUGCCGGACAAACAGAUUCAGGCGCUGCCACGGUUUCCGGAGCAGCCGGAGAAAACGCUCAACCUAUCGCACAUUGUCCCACCGUCACCGUUGCCGUCGCACAACGGCUUCCCGGACGGGGGUAUACCGGGGCUGUACGAUCGCAGCAGUACACUGGACUCGCGGGCCACCGGAUUAUCGCUAGACAGUAACGGUACGUCCGGGACGCGUGGUGGAGCCGUUAAUUCUAAUGAUGAGGAGCAUAGACUGAUCGCGCGAUACGCUGCACGACUUGCACAGGAAUCACGAACGCCCGGUGGAUCAGCACCCGAUCCGGUGCAGAUAGGACUGGACAGCUCACGGGCCCAACGCGAACUGAUCAUGCAGCUCGAGUCAAAGAACAAGGAGAUAAUGCGCGAAAUCCAAAAACUACGCCGCCAGCAGGAAGCGGAACAGGUCGCACCGGAAAGUCCGGCCCUGAUGAACGAGCUACGUGCCCUUCGCCAGCGCAAGGGCGAGCUGGAGGGUCAUCUUGGAGCGUUGCAGGAUUCGCGCCGGCAGCUAAUGGCACAGCUCGAGGGUCUUAUGCGGAUGCUUAAAAACCAUCAAACGCAGAGUCCCCGGUCGACGCCCAACUCUAGUCCACGGUCGGGCAAAAGUCCACCGAUACCGCAGGGACCACCAAUGCCAAACCAAGGUUCACGACAGGGCCCAAUGAAUCCCGGUGGUUCCGGUAUGCCACCAAAUGUACCACCCGGUAUGCUACCGCCCGGUGUAGGAAUGCAUGGUCAAGAUCCGCACAUGGGAGGCGGUGGUAUGGAUAUGCGGGGAUACGCUCCAAACGGAAACAACAAUAAUGGUAGCAUUAAUAAUGGCGGUGGUCCGCUUGGCUCGAGAACGAAUAUCGCUGCCGCUGCCGGAGCGUGUCCGCCGGCCGGUGGUGGCCGGUCGGAUCUGCACUAUGCGGCCGAUUCCGUUUCCACCGCGAUGUCCUCGCUGGUGCGCGAGCUCAACUCAGUUUUCUAUGCGCACUACGAAGGACAUCUUCCGCCCGGCGUCGUACAUAAGCCGCCGAUGCGCUACUUUUCAGAGGGAUCCGACGAUGAUAGUAUCGCUUCGUCGCAGCACACAAUGCGCCAUUCGCUAGAUUUUGACGAGAUGCACAUGACUACGCAUGAGUGGAGCGAAAAGGAUAACACUCAAUGGCAGGAACAGUUUGCUGCCUGGAGCUUAAACUCGCAAAACCAGUGAACCGAACAGUGCAAUACUUAAAUCCAGUGCAAACAACAGCAAAAA
Anopheles maculipalpis is the source of this 2182-nucleotide messenger RNA. RefSeq names its product dystrobrevin beta. Gene Ontology annotation, molecular function: zinc ion binding. Gene Ontology annotation, cellular component: synapse; plasma membrane. Lineage: Eukaryota; Metazoa; Arthropoda; Insecta; Diptera; Culicidae. Gene Ontology annotation, biological process: synaptic signaling. The record is from RefSeq and is a predicted model, not a curated record. The transcript has 10 exons. The coding region runs from base 5 to 2137 and encodes 710 amino acids.